GAGUAAGAGCCGAUUUGCAGUUAUAACGUAUUUAAUGUUAAAGUUACAUUAAACUUAAAAUAUUGCUUAACCACCAAGAACAGGUACGUCGAGCUUCUUUAGCAAAGACACACAAUUAUGAAGAUGUGAUAACUACAUUGUAUAUAUAGACUUUGAAUCUUGCUAAUUUUCUAAACACAUAUACUAUAAUUUACUGUGUCUUAAACAUAGUUUUUUCUUUGUAGGCUGUUUCAACACCAUUACUAGAAAGGCAGUUGAUAUGUAGACAUAUGAAAGUGGAUGGCGAAUAUCUCACUUAUGUAGACAAUCGACACAGAGAUGUUGGACUGUACGUUGACAAGAAAGCAAUAGUGAUGGCAAGAUACUUCGAAAUUGAGAUACUGAGUUUAGGACGGAGUGGAACAAUUGCUUUGGGUUUAGUACCAGACGAUUACCCAGCAAAUAAUCAACCUGGAUGGGGAAAGAACUCUAUAGGAUAUCAUGCGGACGAUGGCCGGUAAGACAUUUUAACUAUGUAGUAAUGAUAAAUGUCAUAAUAAUGUCAUUUGCUGCAGGUGAUUUUAACGUGACUUUAUUAUUGUAAUUUUGCAUUAGUCACAUGAAAUAAACUGAAUAUAGGUGAGCUAGCGAAAUGCGUCUUAGAA
Messenger RNA from Ruditapes philippinarum (Manila clam), 644 nucleotides. Its product is annotated as SPRY domain-containing protein 3-like. NCBI's taxonomy places the organism in Eukaryota, Metazoa, Mollusca, Bivalvia, Venerida, Veneridae. The transcript has 3 exons. The record is from RefSeq and is a predicted model, not a curated record. Bases 270 to 500 code for a protein of 76 amino acids.